GCUUUCCGUGAAGCCUACCAGUUGCGGGAGUGUCAGGGAACACUUGGACAGCAAGUUUAUCCUUUUCAGUUCAAAAAUCUGUUGGGAGUCAACAUCAGUCUGAUUCUAGACAGUUCCUUUGAGGUUGUUGAUGAAAGCAUGUCAGUGAAUCUGAAUGAAUUCCCUAGUGGUAAAGAAGUUUACAUGAAUAUAGCCACCAAGAAGGUUCUCUUCAAGGACGAGUCCCUGAUACGAUCCACUCAGCCAGUGGAGAAGAUGAUCAGCAUUCUUCUGGAAGGCAGCAGCACCCGCUACGAUGUUUACAUUAAGCAAGCCAGGAAGAGAGUGUUCACAUUUGGCAGUGACAAGGUUGUGGUGAAUGUGGAGGUGCUCCUUGGGCAGAAGAUCAUCUCAUUUACAUCACUUGUGCUGGUCAAGAAUCACUUGAAUGUGCCAAUACUAAUCAAGUAUGCCAAUGACCAUGUGGUUGAGAUGGCAGGAGAUGUGUAUCCAGACAGUUCUUUACCUCUGCCUCUGAAAGCUGUCAGUAGUCCCAGUGGGCAGCUGUUCUUUCAGCCCAAAACUGAAGACUAUCACUUCUCAGCCUGUCAUGAGGGCAUCAUAUGGAAGAAUUUAACAGAUAAUACAAAGGUCAAACAAAUAACUUGUGAAACACUGGAUAAGGGACAGCCUGCUUAUUACUUCAAUAUCUUACCAGAGUUUGAAAAAAUCCUUGAAGGAAACACCAGGGAGCUUUUACAUGAGAUUGUGACCCUUCACCUACAUCCCACAGUCAUCCUGCACAAUCUACUACCAUUCAGCGUCCAGAUGUCACUGCAGGGCACAAGUGAAACCCACACAUUAGAGGCAGGCCACAACAUCCCCCUAAGUCAUGCGUCUGUCAAUGAAAGUGUGCUUCUGGUGCAGAUCCCUGCCUACAGAAGCCAUCAGUGGGCUGGACGUAUUGAGAUCUCCAACACUGCACCAGAAAUAGGCACACUGAGAUUUAAGAGUGAAGAGAAUGGGAACCCAGUUUAUAUGUUCUUGGGUCUGCACUGCAAAGCCAAUGAGGGUAGCCUGGAUAUAACAGUAUACAGUCCUUACUGGAUUGUCAACCUAACCAACCAAGAUUUGACUCUCAAGGAGAAUGAUAAAGAAAUCUUGUUUCAUCACACAAAAGAUGACAAGGAAGUCAU
Candidula unifasciata is the source of this 1175-nucleotide messenger RNA. The record is from the annotation of a GenBank genome assembly. Lineage: Eukaryota; Metazoa; Mollusca; Gastropoda; Stylommatophora; Geomitridae.